AUGAUCCUGCUUCAUCGGCCCUUCCUCCAGUCAACUCGCCCCUUUCAGGGAUUCACUCUGUCAGAAACGGGCCGAUUUGAUGUUCAUACGGUGUCAUGCCGCAAGGCAGCUCAGUGGAUCGCCACCAUCCUCCAAAUCUACCAUAAAAACUUCACUCUGCGAAAGCUUCCAAUCUCUGCCGUGCACUGCGCCUUCACGGCCGCCGUGAUAUUUCUCGCAGACGCGACCUCGGAAGACGACGAGCUCCAGCAAGAGUCCUUGAAGAACCUCAAGACCUGCUACCGGAGUCUGCAGGGGAUGAGGACCGCGUGGGGCUGGAGUGAGCGCGCCAUAUCCGCCUUGGAGCAGAUCGCGAUACGGUGGAAAGUCGAAAUCCCCGGCGUAGAGGCGGCCGCCCCCCCAACGGGAAUGGACUGUGAAGACGAAACGACUAGUACUUCCACGCAUUUGAGAAAGGGGGGGCCAUCUGGCGGAGAAGUACCAAUUCCGGCGGACGAUUCAUCUGCUCAGCAACCAGUGGACAACUGGCUGGAUCUAGAUACCCUCUUGAGUUGUUCUGUAGAGUAG
Messenger RNA from Colletotrichum higginsianum IMI 349063, 567 nucleotides. RefSeq names its product C6 transcription factor. The transcript is spliced from 2 exons. The record is from RefSeq and is a predicted model, not a curated record. NCBI's taxonomy places the organism in Eukaryota, Fungi, Ascomycota, Sordariomycetes, Glomerellales, Glomerellaceae. Bases 1 to 567 code for a protein of 188 amino acids.